UUCUUCUUAUAUUCUGGAAAUCUAAUCUGGCACCAAAAUAAAACAAGGAGAAAAGCUUUGCCUCCCAAAGUGAUCCACUGUAUUUUGUUGAAAUGAUUUGUUGCUGCAGCUGUGACUGUCUGACGUGUUAGUGAUCUUUGUGGUUUGAACCCCACUUGACCUCUUGACUCGACUCAUCACUCGCAGAGUUAAUAAAUAAAAUCUCCAUUCCUUCCUCCGAAGCUGCAGAUCUCCUGGAGACCCGCGGAGGUCGCUCUGCUCUCUGCCGCCUCUCCUUCUCUGGCUCUCCGCUACGACUCUCUCUCCACUCCCCUCAUCCUCCCUCAGAUAUACUACAGCACAGAAAGGGAAAAAAAAAAAAUCUGAUCAAGCUUUUCCGGUCUGCUAGCCCUAAUUUCCUCUCAGGACCUCUGGCGUUGGAGCUGUGGAGACGCGCAGGCAGAGAGAGACGGAUCCCGAGCGAGGAGCAGCUGGGGCAAUUAACGCGUACCACCACAACCCCGCACGCCUCAGUACGGCUACUCCAAACGGGUGACUGGGUGGGAUAAUGCAGGCUGUCGGCGGGGUGAUGCGCUCUGGAAGGAGGAGUGUGUGAGGUGAGAGCAGAAUGGUUCGGCGGAUGGGAGCGCACACGGUUCUCGCCGCGGCUGCUCCGUGCUCUCCCGUCCGCGCGUCUCUCCGUCUCCGUGAAGCCGCCACAGGGCGCCCGCCGAUGCCCGUCCUCCUCUCCGCCGCCCCGCUGCACCCACCUCCGGGUAUUUGUCCGACUCGUCAUUACAUAACUCGGCGUCUUUGUCGCUCGCACUGACUUUAUUUUUUCCGAAGCCAGGAGUGGGGUCGCUACAUCUUGUUUGCCGCCCCAGCAGCAGCAGCAGCAGGCGGCGACGACGCGGCGGCUGCUGCCCAAGCUACAUUUAAAACCGGGCUGUGCUGCCUUUGCUGUCGUGGACUGGAGGACUAGCAGGAGCACACAUAGUGGGUGGAAACCUGAGUCCAGCGGUGAUGAGAGCUCACUCCGAGUGGAUUUCGCUGGUGUGCUGCCAGAAGCAUCUGGAAAGGAUAACACAGGGAUACACUCCCCAGACAUUUCAGGGUUUCAGCUCUGAUGUCUUUUAGCUCGUGUUUUAAUGUGAAACUGGUUUAAUCACACUGGAACUUAAAACCCCUGCCUGCUGUAAGUGGCACAGUUUAGGUUCAUAACAAGAUUUCCUCUUCGCACCAGUGGUUUGGACAUGUUGGAUAACUGGUGCAUUCAGUAAGUGAUUAAAGGACAAGCAUCCUCACCCAGAAACCAGUACAGAUUUCUGCAAGGUUUCCUUGUAGCUAUGCAGUGAAGAUGUGUGCAGCCAGGUUCAGCGGCUGCCUCAAUGGCUGUGCUGAGGAGGCCGCAGGUGGAGCAGCGGGGGCUGCUGGUCCAGUCACUGCCUCCAGGAUGCUGGACUGGACAGAGGCCGGUCCCCGCAUCCUCCACAGCCUGGAGAUGGGGACAGUGAUGACCAUCUUCUACCAGAAGAAGUCCCAGCGGCCCGAGAGGAGAACCUUCCAGAUAAAGCAGGACACGCGGCAGAUAGUGUGGAGCCGAAACCCUGACAAAUUAGAAGGAGAGAUCGAUAUACGAGAGAUCCGGGAGCUGCGGUUGGGGAAGGGCUCCCGUGAUUUUGAGCGCUACCCGGAGGAGGCUCGUAAACUGGACUCCGCCCACUGCUUCAUCGUGCUCUACGGGCUGGAGUUUCGCCUCAGGACUCUGAGCGUGGCUGCCUUCAGCGAGGAGGAGGUCAACAUGUGGAUCACUGGUCUCAACUGGCUGAUGAGUGACACUCAGAGAGCGCCCGCACCACAACAGAUUGACAGGUGGCUGAGGAAACAGUUUGAAGCGAUGGACAGGAACCAUGAGGGCAGCAUCACAGUGAAGGAUGUGAAAGCUCUGCUGCCUCAGGUCAACUACAGAGUCCCCAACAUGCGCUUUCUCAAAGACAAGCUACAGGAGGUGGAGGCCAGGAGCGAUCUGUCGUACCCCAACUUCGCACAGCUCUACAGAACACUGAUGUUUGAUGCACAGAAGAGUAUUAUUGAGCAGCUGGAACUCUCCUUCCCCCUGCGGAAUGUCGACAGACCAGAGCUUUGUCAGAUCUCCCUCUACGACUUCCAGAGGUUUUUACAGAUGGACCAGAAGGACUCCUGGGCGUCAGAUCUGAGUCGUGUCAGAGAGUUCCUCAUGGGGUACAUGAGGGGUGGACCGCAUCCUGAGCCGAUGCUACAACUUGAUGAGUUCCUGACAUUCCUGUUCUCCAAAGAAAAUUCUGUUCAUGACCCUCGACUUUCACCCGUUGUUCCUGAUGACAUGAAAAGGCCGCUGUCUCAGUAUUGGAUCUCCUCCUCACACAACACCUACCUGACAGGUGACCAGUUUUCCAGUGAAUCAUCUCUAGAAGCCUACGCCCGCUGCCUGAGGAUGGGCUGCCGCUGCAUUGAACUGGACUGCUGGGAUGGACCUGACGACCUGCCGAUCAUCUACCACGGACACACUUUAACCUCCAAGAUCAAAUUCCUGGAUGUGCUGCACACCAUCAAAGAACAUGCCUUCGUCACAUCUGAGUAUCCUGUGAUCUUGUCCAUCGAGGACCACUGCAGUGUGGUCCAACAGAGGAAUAUGGCAACGCACUUUAAGAAGGUGUUUGGAGAUCUGCUGCUCACCAAGCCAGUCGACAACAACGCAGAGGAGCUUCCCUCACCCUACCAGCUCCGCCGGAAGAUCCUCAUCAAGCACAAGAAACUGGUGGAAGGCACGCUUUAUGAAGAGGUGACAUCAGCCAGCUACUCUGAGAACGAUAUCAGCAACUCUCUGAAGAACGGCAUCCUUUAUCUUGAAGACCCCAUCGACCACACGUGGACUCCACACUAUUUUGUCCUGACCAGUAAUAAGAUUUACUACUCAGAGGAGACGUCUCACUAUCAGACAGCUGAUGAAGAGGAGGAGGAUGAAGGAAAAGAGGAGUGUAACAACAACGAGCAGCACUGUGCGGAGCGCUGGUUCCACGGGAAGUUGGGUGGAGGCCGCGAUGGUCGACAGGUGGCUGAGAAGCUCCUGCAGGAGUACUGCGAGGGCGGGGCCAAAGACGGCACCUUCUUGGUUCGGGAGAGUGAGACGUUUGUCGGAGACUACACCCUCUCGUUCUGGCGCUCUGGUCGAGUCCAGCACUGCAGGAUCCAUUCACGUCAGGAGUCUGGCUCCACCCGCUUCUACCUGACUGACAACCUGGUGUUUGACAGCCUCUACCGCCUCAUCUGCCACUACAGAGACACGCCUCUACGCUGCAACGAGUUCGAGAUGCGGCUGGGCAGCCCUGUACCUCAGCCCAACGCACACGAGAGCAGAGAGUGGUACCACUCCAGUCUGUCCCGUGUUCAGGCUGAACACAUGCUGAUGCGUGUUCCCAGAGACGGAGCUUUCUUGGUGCGAAAACGCAGUGAACACAACUCCUACGCCAUCUCCUUCAGGGCGGAGGGUAAGAUCAAACACUGUCGUAUCCAGCAGGAAGGCCGUCUCUUCAUGUUGGGCAGUUCGGCAGAGUUUGAGAGUCUGGUCGACCUUGUGAGCUACUAUGAGAAACAUCCUCUGUACCGCAAGAUGAGGCUCCGUUACCCCAUCAACGAGGACACUCUGGACCGGAUGGGCACCACGGAGCUUGACUAUGGGGCGCUGUAUGAGGUCCGCACUCCUCAUUUUUAUGUGGAAGCCAAUAAGAUGCCCACAGCACGGUGUACAGUCAAAGCUCUGUAUGACUAUCGAGCUCAGAGGGAAGACGAGCUCUGUUUCCCCAAACAGGCGCUCAUCCUCAACGUGGAUAAGCAGGAGGGCGGCUGGUGGCGAGGUGACUAUGGUGGAAAGAAACAGCUGUGGUUUCCUGCAAACUACGUGGAGGAGGUUCCCAGCUCCCCCACCAGAGAGCUGGAUGAAGCAUCCACAGAGAACAGUCCUCUUGGAACAUUCCUCAAGGGCUUCAUUGAUGUACCCACCUGCCAUGUAGUGGUGCAUAAGGAUGGGAAGAAUUCACGGCCCUACGUGUGCACGAUCCACUCCCAGCAGCUGUCAUCUCACCCGGUUCAGACCCUGGAUGUGGCAGCCGACAGUCUGGAGGACCUAAACAGCUGGGUCAGCAAGAUCAGAGAGGCUACACAGAACGCUGAUGCACGGAUGCAGGAGGAGAAGCAAAUGGAGAGGAGGAAGAAGAUCGCAGUGGAGCUGUCUGAGCUCGUGGUCUACUGCAGACCUGUCCCCUUCAACGAGGACAAGAUCGGGACGGAGAGGGCAUGUUACCGGGACAUGUCCUCCUUCCCAGAGACAAAGGCAGAGAAGUUUGCGACACGUAGCAGAGGGAAACGCUUCCUGCAGUACAACCGCCGCCAGCUUUCCAGAAUUUAUCCCCGAGGACAACGGCUGGACUCAUCCAACUACGACCCCCUGCCCAUGUGGCUCUGUGGCUCCCAGCUGGUCGCACUCAAUUUCCAGACACCAGAUAAACCCAUGCAGCUGAACCAGGCCUUGUUCAUGCUCGGAGGUGGCAGCGGCUACGUUCCCCAGCCUGACAUCAUGAGGGACGACGCCUUUGACCCUUUUGACAAGGACACCUUACAUCUGGAGCCAAUCACCAUCCAGUUACAGGUGGUGGGAGCUCGUCAUCUGCCUAAAAAUGGCCGCAGCAUCGUCUGUCCCUUUGUGGAGGUGGAGAUCUGUGGAGCUGAUUACGACAGCUGCAAGUGCAAGACAGACGUUGUAGCUGAUAACGGUCUGAACCCUGUGUGGGUGCAGAAGCAGUUUGUGUUUGACAUCCACAACCCCACCUUCUCCUUUCUGCGCUUUACUGUCUACGAGGAGGACAUGUUCAGUGAUCCUAACUUCCUGGCACAGGCAACCUACCCUGUUCGUCUGCUACGAACAGGCUACAGGAGUGUCUCUCUGAAAAACAGUUACAGUGAAGAGCUGGAGUUGGCGUCACUUCUGGUCCAUAUAGAGAUCGUCAAUGCAAAGGAGGAAGAUGACGAGAACUUGUACAUGUCCAUCCAGCGGCUGCGGGAUCGAACCAGUGAGCUGUCAAACCAGGUUUCCCUCCUGGAAAGGUCGGGUUCAGGGGAUCUCAGCUACCAGCAGAGUCUGGAGGAGCUCAGAGCGGCUCAGGAACAGCUGAGUGAGCUGGUGGAGGCUCGAAACCGCAGGCUGAUGGAGAAGAAGAGGAGGCAGCAGGUGGCAGCAAAGCGCAGCUAAUCCUCCCGUCCACCAGAGAGCGAUACACUGCAACACAAAUGGUGCCUGACACUUGCUGCCACCGGUGCUGUGCAGUGACAGCCUCAGAAGAAAAACAGGCUCUCUACAGCAGCGACAUGCAAUCCAUUUAUAACUGGAAACAAAAACAUGUUCCUUCACAAUAAAAAGUGAGAUUUUAUAGCACCAUGUUGAGGAGAGCAGAGGAAAAACAGACGCAUCUCAUGGACUAAAGAAAAAUCCUCACAAAACUAAGCUAUAAAAACAAUCAUGGACUUGAGGCUGAAACACAUUAUGAGCAAAAUAGAGAUGAGUUUCUUCUGAUGUUUUCAUGGAAACAAUACAGACAGGAGAGGUGAACAGUCAAGAGACAGAUAACUGAAUCAAUUAGUCGAAAGAAAUUUUUUGAUAACAGAUUAAUAGUUCAAGUCAAUUUACAAGCAAAAGUAGCAAACAUUAGCUGUUUCAACUUGUGAGACUUUGCUGCUUUUCUUUGUUCUGUGAUCAUAAAUUGAUCAUUUUUGGGUUUUGGACAGUUGUCGGAAAAACAAGCUAUUUAAAGAUGCUGCCUUGAGGUUUAGGAAAUACUAAACAGGCGUUUUUCACUAUUUUCUGACAUUUUAUGGACCAAACAGUCAAUUAAUCGCUAAUUAAAAUAAUAGCAGUUCUAAUCAUGAUGAGUAGCUCUGGUAGUUGUAGACCCUUAAUGUAGUGAAUGUCAGCUAAUUAUAAUAAAUGUGCUGCUGGCCAACUGCCACAACAACAACAAAAAAGAUGAAUGCUGUCCAAUAGAAUAAUGAUUACAAAGAUGCGGUCUGAUUUAGCUCAUGAUUAGGCCUGGCUGCUUCUUGUCACCUUUGGAAAUUAAGUUUGAAGCUCAUCAAGUUUACUCUUACUGUGUUUUGGUCUUCAGAAAGAAAAACAGGAUAUAAGGGAGAAGAAUACUCAGGUUACACAGAUGGAUGGCAUUAAAAAAACCAACUGAUAUCUGGAUGAAAAAAGGGAGCAGUGGGCACAGGUAGCAAAAAGGAAAUAUCAAGUAUGUGCCUUUUGAUGUUGCGCUUUGUAGAGUAUAAUUACUCUUGUGUUUUACAAAGUUAAAAGAAAACUGCUUUCUCUAUAACUGGAAUAGUGGCCCUUUAAGGGAAAACUACUAAUAAACUGGAUGAGGAAUUCACUCAUUUGGCUCAGACCACUACUCAUGAAAUGGGUUUAAAAAGGGAUUUCAAGACUGAAGUCUUUUUUGGGUGAUCACAUGAACUCUGCCCCCAGGUGGUGGGGGCUCCUGUCACAGACGUUCCUGCUCUACCUGGGAGAGCACAAACUGGACGAACCAAACCACACAGAGAAGGUCUUUUAAUACUUCUUCAAAAAGGGCUCUACAUAUAUCUAUACUACCUUUUAAAGAGGUACGAGAACAGUGAGCGGAGGAGGAGAGCGCCCCCUGGAUGUCACCUGCACAGGGGCUCAGGUGUGUUUGUCACAGUCGGACACACGCGCGAUAAACAAGGGCUAUCACAGAAAACUAGCAAAGCACUCUUUUACCUGCCAGCUCAGAUUUCUCACCUCACAUCUGAAUAGGGUUGGGAACAAAAAACGGGCUCCAAAAUGCCGAGAACUGGGUACCCGUUAAAAAAAUUUUAAUUUCGGUUCUGCUCAUCGGUUCGUAAACGCGAUAACCCUUUAUUAUCGCAGAGACAUGGCUAUCUGCCAGGACCUGUCUACGUCAUGCAUCAGUGCAACAGCAUGUCGAUUUGUUUAGAUACGAGCAUGCAUGGCUAAUGUCACAACAGUAGUGAAAGGUGGACUGCGGUAAACGCUCAAAAAGUGUGGCUUCACUUUAUUAAAAGACAAUGGCAAGGCAAAGUGCAAAGCAUGUGGGAAGCUAAUUUGCUGUAAGUCAGGUUGCACAUCAAAUUUGACCAAACAUUUAAGGCAGCGCGGUGUAGAUUUGAAAGAAUGUUCAGUGUUUGAUGUUUUGCGGUUUCCUCAAGCAGAGCCAGGGAUACCAAGCCGCGACACACCAGUCUCUUUUGCAGUAAAAGGAAAGAUGACCAAAGAGAAAACUGAGGAGUGGCAAAUACCACAGCAUCCACAAGAAAAUGUUAUGUACUGACUGUGGAUCAAACGUUUUUAUUGUAUGUUUUUACUUUAUGAAUGUUCAGUUAAAGACUUUGAUUUUUAUUGUUUCAUUGAAAUAAGUAAAUUCAAAGUAAAUGCUCUAAGGAAUAAAGAUGUCUUAGUUAUCUUAACAUUUGACCUUUUUAAAAAAAAAAAAAAAAAAAAAAAAAGCACAUUGAAAUUGAAACUGGGAAUCGAUAAGAACCGGAAUCGAUAAGCAGAAUUGAAAUCGAUAAAAUUCAAACAAUACCCAACCCUACAUCUGAACCACAUGACCAGAUCAGUUCUCAUCUGGCUUUAACAGAUCAACAGAUAUGGCUCAACUGGUCCUGGAUCUGCCAAAAGCAGCUUCAAUUCAAUCAACUGCAUGGCUUCAUAUCUAUUAACACCCCUCUUCUGUAGCUUUUUCACCUUCCCAUCAUCCUCCUGUCUAAUUUCACAUUGUAUAUAACUUCUUUUAUUUAUCAAACAGGUGUAGAUCCUGUUUUAAUAGAUGAAAGAACAUACUAGAAGAAUGAUAAUGGACUUAAGAUUGAAGAUAAGGUAACUUUAUGUAGAAAUGAAUAUUGUGUAUCUGGCGCUCCCUUUAAAUGUCCCCACAGACACAAACCUCUUUCUCUCUACGCUACAGUUGCUGGGUAGGGACUUCUAUGCAAAGGUCAUCUUCUUGGCCUAUAGCCAUUGUGUAUUAGGCGAUUUGGCUCAAGUCAUGUUUUCUCUCCGUAUCUAUGCUAACUGUCCAGUAUUAUUACUCUGCAUUACAAAUCCUGUGCAAGUUUCCAUUUAAUAAAGCUCUUUCAUUUA
This is a messenger RNA of Siniperca chuatsi (mandarin fish), 8185 nucleotides long. RefSeq names its product 1-phosphatidylinositol 4,5-bisphosphate phosphodiesterase gamma-1-like. Gene Ontology annotation, molecular function: protein binding; calcium ion binding; phosphatidylinositol-4,5-bisphosphate phospholipase C activity. Bases 1337 to 5263 code for a protein of 1308 amino acids. The record is from RefSeq and is a predicted model, not a curated record. Lineage: Eukaryota; Metazoa; Chordata; Actinopteri; Centrarchiformes; Sinipercidae. The transcript is spliced from 32 exons. Gene Ontology annotation, biological process: positive regulation of epithelial cell migration; phosphatidylinositol-mediated signaling; phospholipid catabolic process.